GAUUUCAAUUGAAGACGAUGACGAGGAAAGGACUGAGACUGCUCUUUGAUGGCCGCCGACGCCAUUCCGGCGAUGCAGAAGCCGGCGAUGCUUCUUCUUCGACUUCAUCAUCGCCGGAGGUGGUGUCGAGAUUGGAGGCGGAGGUGGCGAGCGCGGAAGCGAUGGUGAUCAAAUGGGAUCCGAACUCCUCUGGUUACGCCAAGAUCACGUCUUUGUUCUACGAGGACCGCGUCGAGGCCCGCCGCUUCGUGGCCCAGGUCUCCUCCCUGCAGCGCCGUAUGCUCGACGUCGCCGCCGCCGGGCAGCCUUCCGGCCUCUCUCACCCCUCCCUCGCCCGUUCGCAGACCCUGAUGCAGGCCGCCAUGCGCCGCCUCGAGAAGGAAUUUUACCAAAUCCUCGCCGCCAACCGCGACCUCCUCGACCCAGAGUCCGUCUCCGUCCGCUCCGCCCGCUCCAGCGUCUCCGACAUCGAUCCUUGGGACGAUGAAGAGACUGCCGCGACUGCCGUAGGAGAUUCCACCACUGUCGAAGACCUCCGGGUCAUCGCUGGCGCCAUGAUCUUCGCCGGCUACGGCAAGGAGUGCGUCAGGAUCUACCGCACCUUCCGCAAGUCCAUCGUCGACGACGGACUCGCUCGUCUCGGAUUCGAGCUGCGAUUGCAAAGCUACAAGAUGGAUUGGUCCGUGCUCGAGCUCAAAAUCCGAUCUUGGCUCGCCGCCGCGCGGGUCGCCGUCCGCACUCUGUUCCACGGCGAACGCGUCCUCGUUGACCAAGUCUUCGCCGACUCCGAUGUCGUCCGGGAGGCCGUCUUCUCCACUAUCACCGGAGACGCCGUCCAGUUCUUUGCCUUCCCGGAGUUAGUGGCCCGUUCGAUUAAGCGCUCCCACGAUAAGCUCUUCCGGAUGUUGGACAUGCACGACGUGUUGGCGGAGCUUUGGCCGGAGGUUGGGCUCGUCUUCUCCUUCGAGUCCACCGCUUCCGUGCGGACGCAGGUGGUGGCCUCCCUCGCCAAGCUCACGGAGGCCGCGCGGAUCGGACUGGCGGACUUCGAGUCGGCGAUCGUUAAGGAGCCCUCACAGUCGCCGGUCCCAGGUGGCAGCGUCCACCCGAUGAACCGGUACGCAAUGAACUACCUCGCACUGCUCGCCGACUACCAUCCCUCAGCCGAGGAGAUCUUCGACUCGUGGCAACCGUCGCCGCCGCCGCAUUCUGUUUCCGCCACUUCACCGCCGCUAGUUCUGGUCGCGCGGCUGAUCGAGACGCUGCUUUUGAAGCUUGAUGGAAAAGCCGAUGCGUACCACGACGCCGCCCUUUCGCACCUUUUCAUGGCGAACAACCUCCAGUAUGUCGUGAACAAGGUCGGCUCUUGCGCUCUGCGGGGGCUCCUGGGGCCGGACUGGUCGGCACGGCAUGCGGCUAAGGCGAGGCAUCAUCUGGCCCGAUACGAGCGCGUAGCGUGGGGUCCCCUCGCAGCGAUGGUGCCAGCGACGGAGGUCUCCUCGGCGGCGGAGGCCAGGGAGCGGAUGCGGGGUUUCGGGGCGGCGCUGGAGGAGGCCUUGGCGGCUCAGGCUGAGUGGGCGGUGGUGGACGCUGCAAUGAGGGAGGAGACCAGGGAGAGGGUAAGGGAGAUGGUGGUCCCGGCUUACCGAGGGUUCCACGCCCGGCGGCUGAGUACGGCGGCCGGCGUGGCGGGCUUCCCAACGCCGGACGAAGUGUGGGAUCGUCUUGGCGGACUCUUCUCUCAGUUGUCCGGUUCGGAUGGCUCAGGAUCCGGUUCGAAUACCCUCAAUGUAUCGAACCAAACCGUGUAGUUUUGUUGUAAUAGAUCAAUUUAUUUCUUUACUUUUUUUUUUUUUUUGUCAUUGAACACAUGUGAAAAAUGUCUUUCACAACAUUCUACUUUUAAACUUCUCUAAUAUCGUGAAUGUUAUUGGAGAGAGGUCUUCACUGUAUAAGAUAUUGUGACUUCGUUGCCCCCAACAUGAUACAUGGGUAAGGCGCAACGAGUA
Molecule: messenger RNA, 2009 nt
Organism: Zingiber officinale
Lineage: Eukaryota; Viridiplantae; Streptophyta; Magnoliopsida; Zingiberales; Zingiberaceae
Product: exocyst complex component EXO70H1-like
Exons: 1
Coding region: 18-1811 (597 amino acids)
Biological process (GO): exocytosis
Cellular component (GO): exocyst
Molecular function (GO): phosphatidylinositol-4,5-bisphosphate binding
Source: RefSeq, a predicted model, not a curated record